AUGGCGCCAUCGACCACCCUGUCGCACGCUCUCCAUCCAGGGCCGCAUCAAGGCCCGCCGCUCUCCAAGCGCGAGCGACUCGGGACCGCGGCCACCUCGCUCAAGCGCCUCGUCCAGGACGAGUGGGACAAGGCUGGCAACAAAGACCCGCAGCCCUUGCCGCUCCCGCCACUGCGCGCCCACUCUGCCCGCUCGUCGUCGGCCAGGUCCUCCGUCACGACCUCGUCCUUCGACGCGCCCCACUUUGUGCCACCGCCGUCAGCCGUCCCGCCGGCGUUCGACCGCUCUCGGUACCCGCCCUCGCCGCCCGACACGCCCGACCUGGGCGACACGCCCGUCCUUCCUUCGGCUCCGUUCGACAAGGGCAAAGGGCGUCAGAGCAUGGAGCAGGAGGAGGAGGACGCCGCCCUCAACGCUGCGCUCGAGGCCAGCCUGCACGACGAGCAACCCGUUCCUCAACAGCCGACGACGAGCGAGACCGAGCUGCGCGAGGUCCUCGAGCAGUCGCGCGACGACGAGCUCGCCCGGCAAGAGCAAGUCGCCGCCCAAGAGCAGUCCGACCUGACGGCGGCCCUCCUCGCCUCGUCCACUUUGCCGGCGACCGCGCAACGCGACGACCUGCACACCCUGUACCACCCUCGGUCGCAGACGCUGCCCUCGUUCUCGGCGACCGACUUUGCGUCGUCGGCGUACCCGCCCGAGAAGCAGCGCGAGUUCCCGACCGGGCGCCCGGCGCUCCCGCCCGGCGCCGGCAGCGCGUGGGACGACGAGCAGCGCGAGAUGGAGCUCCUCGCCGAGGCGAUCCGCAUCAGCAAGGAGGAGGAGGAGGAGCGGCUCCGGUUCGAGGUCGCCGAGGUCGAGGAGGCCCUGCGGCGCAGCGAGCUCGGCGCGACGACGAGCGGCGACGAGAGCGCCGAGAACGGCGCCGCGAGCGACUCGCUCGAAGGUGGCGGCGGGUCGUCCAACGAGGCGUCGACGUCGCCCCGGUCGCCCAGGACGCAGCGCCACUCGUGGCUGCGCCCGCCGCUGUCGAGCAAGCUCGCGACCGACGGGCCGUCGUCCCCUCCUCUCGCCGCCGUCGCUCCCCCCCCUCCUCCUCGUCCGCUCCCGACGGUCCGCCACGACUCGGUCGCGACCGUCGACACGUACCGCACGGCGCCCGAGGCCCUGCCCUUCUCGAACCUCGACGUCGCCGCGCCGGCCCCGCCGCCGCGUCCAGCUCGCCCAGCUCCUCCUCCUCCUCCUCCUGUACCUUCCUCCUCGACAUCCGGUGCUCCUCAGAAGCCGUCCCGACUUCCUCCCGCACCGCCCGACACCUCGUCGGCCGUCCCCUUUCCCUCGCCCCAGAACCUCGCCAUCCCCGAGUCGUACCGCGACGAGAACAACGGCUCGCCGUACGAGCUCCCGUUCCUCACGCCGAGCAGCUCGCUCCGCAGCAACGGCCCCGGCCAGCAGCACCUGCGCCCGGGCCUCGCCGGCGUCGGCCAGUGGGAAAACCGCAGCGGCGGCGGCUCGUCGUCGUCGUACUACGAGCCCUUGUCGACGAGCUCGCACAGCGGCGGCGGUGGCCCCGACGGGCGCAGCGAGUCGAGCGCCAACAGCGCCGACUCGGCGGGCCCGCCCAUGUCGCCGCUGUCGGUGCGCAACCCGGACGGGACGCCGAGCGUGUCGUCGUCGCGCGCGUCGACCAUGUCGAGCGUGUCGACGGCGACGUCGGCGUCGGACGGGGGCGAGCGCGAGGGCGACGCCGGGCACCGCGUCGAGAGCCUGUGGAUCGAGGACCUGCCCAUGUUCCCGGCGGGCCUCACGGGCCUGUCGGCGUACGCCGGCCGGUCCAUGUCGGCCAUCGACGAGACGACCGAGCCGGCGAGUUCGGUCUACGCGACCGAGCAGGGCGGCGCCGACGAGCACGUCGUCGAGCAGGACCGGGUCCGAGCGCACGACGACGGCCGGUUCCCGGACGAGGUCUCGCUCGCGUCGAGCGGCGCGUCGACUCGCCGGCACGGCCUGCCUGACGAGGUCACGCUCGACGAGCGGACCUGGCUCGCCGGCGGCGGCGGCGGCGCGCAGAACGGCACGGCGUCGACGCCGCGCCCGCCGUUGCCGCAGCGCGAGUCGUCCUCGCGCAUGCCGUCGCUCCCGCCUGGCGCCGCACCUGCCGCCUACGGCGAGCAUGCGCCGCCUCGAGCGCCUGUCGAGCCGCAGCCGUCGACCGCAGCCGCCGUCGCGCAAGACAUGCACGAGGACGGCCUGCGCUUCGGCCACCCGGCGGCGUGCUCGCGCGAGCUCGCGCACGCGUGCCCGGCCGACGGCCUCGACGCUUCGACCGAGGUGCCGGCGCGCAUCGAGCUGUCGUGCAUGGCGGGGGAGGGCGACGGCGAGGCGACGGCGAACGAGAAGGAGGCUCGAGCGUCCCGCGCCGAUUGGGCCAUCGAGGCGCACUCGUGGGUCGCGCUCGUGCGCGCCCUCAUGUGGCACGGCGACUCGACCCUGUCGGCUGCGCGCGCCGACCUCGCGCAGAGCCGGUCGCAGCGCUGCGCGGCGACGGCCCGGCUCGAGUUCCGGCCCGACGACGAGGGCCUGCCCGUCCUGCGGCUCGUCGUCGCGCUCGUGCCGCCGAGCGACGCGGCGUCGCACCUUGCCGAGCACCGCGAGCUGAGCGUGUCGCACCCGGCGCGGCACGAGUCGGUCGACCAGGGCAAGGGCAAAGGGCGCGCUCAGGCUCCUGCACCGGCCGCCUCGCCGCUCGCCACGUUCGCCCUCCCCGACCUGCUCCACCUCCCGACGCGCCUCUCGAGCCUCGCCAUCCAGCUCUACACGCUGCGUCACCUCGCCGGCAUCGCGCGAGCGACGCAGCCGGCGCAGCACGUCCAGUCGCCCGACGGCCACGAGUCGGGCUACUCGGCCAUGCGCGAGCUCGCCGACGCCAUCUCGGCGCUCGCUCGUGCGGCGCAGGACCGCGAGCGGCGGCACGACGAGUCGGUGACCGCGGCGCCGGCGCCUGUCGACUCGACGCGCGCCGCCCCUCUCGGUGCCUCGCCCUCUUUUCCCUCGAGCGCCCCAACGCCGACCGCUCCUUCUCCUCGUCCUCGCCAGCCAGCUCCCGAGGAGCAGAACGCCCGCCUCGUCACCCGCCUGCGCGACCGCCUCAGGCGGCUCAAGCGUCGCGGUCCGAGCGCGCCCACUUCGGGCACGGGCGUCGCCUCGAGCGGCAGCUCGGCGGCGAGCGUCGAGGCGGUCAGUCGGGAGCGAGGAGCGCGCGAGGGCGGUGGCGCUGGCGGGCAGCAGCAGCCGAACAAGCUCGUCAAGCCGGUGCCGCCCGCUCGGGCGACGGCUGUGCGUCGGUCCGAGCGCGUGCUCGCGGCCGAGGACGGGAACGAUGGCAGACGUUGGAGCGUCGGCGGUGCAGGGCGGCUGUCGUCGCAGGAGAGCGGCGUUGGGAAGACGACGGACGAGCAGCGCGAGCUCCGGUACCUGCCCGUGCUGUAGAUUCGCUCUCGUCUCUUGUAGCAUCCCCUUUCCCUUUCCCAGUCUCUCUCUCUCUCUCUCUCUUAUAUUGUAGCUCUUUGUCGUCGUCCUCUUGUCGCUGCAGUGCAAGGCUCGUUGGACU
Molecule: messenger RNA, 3610 nt
Organism: Rhodotorula graminis WP1
Lineage: Eukaryota; Fungi; Basidiomycota; Microbotryomycetes; Sporidiobolales; Sporidiobolaceae
Exons: 3
Coding region: 1-3489 (1162 amino acids)
Source: RefSeq, a predicted model, not a curated record